UAGUUAGACCAUUCUCUCUCACGUACACACACAGAGUGACAGACAGAAGCGAGAAAGAGUGAGAGAUGGCGACGGCGUCGUUUAGGUGGUUACUACAGCUACACAAGGACGUACCCAAAGCUGCUCGGUUCUACACAGAGGGGUUGGAUUUCACCGUCAAUGUUUGCACUCUCCGAUGGGCGGAGCUCCAAUCCGGCCCUCUCAAACUCGGCCUUAUGCAAUCCAACAAUGACCAUGCCAUGCAGAAUGGAUACUCUUCACUUCUAUCAUUCACAGUGACUGACAUUAACAGUACAGUGACAAAAUUGAUGGCAUUAGGAGCUGAACUAGAUGGUCCCAUCAAAUAUGAGAUCCAUGGAAAGGUUGCAGCCAUGCGAGGUCUUGAUGGCCACGUGUUAGGCCUCUAUGAACCGGUUUAAGUGCCUUAAGAAAUGAGUUACUUCUGAUUCUAGCAAACGAAGUAGGCAGUGCAGAGCUUUACUGUGGCAUCUUGAUCUCUUUUGAUGACAUGGUGAAGACAUGAGAAGCUUCUCCUUCCUUUGGAUUCCCUUCAAUAAUGGAUAGUGUUUGUUCAUCCAGAUCUAUUACAGCCGUACAUAGUGUAUAGAGUGUUGGACCUGAGAAUAUGGCAUAUAGGAUAAUCAAGAGAGUAUUUAGACAAGGUAUUCGAAUAUUCUUCAGAUUACCUGUCAUGUAGAUGGGGUAUUUUGUGUCAUCGAUAUCUCCCAGAAGUGACAGGAAUUCGUUUCUUGAUCCUUUGGGUAGCAGAGCUGCUCUUUUUUGCCUGCUUAUGGAGUUCUCAUCUUGUACCUUUACAAUUACACAUGAUUCAAAAUUUCAAAUGAAGUUAACUAACUUGAUAAAUUAAA
Molecule: messenger RNA, 869 nt
Organism: Alnus glutinosa
Lineage: Eukaryota; Viridiplantae; Streptophyta; Magnoliopsida; Fagales; Betulaceae
Exons: 3
Coding region: 66-419 (117 amino acids)
Source: RefSeq, a predicted model, not a curated record